UUUGAACUCAUUCUCUUCCUCUUCGUAUCAAAGAACCAAAAACAGUGUUCAACGUCAAUGCCUAAAGAAUGAAAAGAAUCAUUAGGUUUCAUCAAUUUUCAACAAUAUCAAUCCAAACAUUCCCAAAAAAACACUAUCUCCCAAUUCCUCACCAAACAAUUCCUCAACCAAAAGGACAAGACCUAGAUUUCAUAAACGUUUUUCACAGUAAUAUCAUCCACUCUCAAUGGGAAAAACUCAAUCCUUUAUCAAACUCACUAACCCCAUUCAGAAUCAAACACAUUCUCUUAAAACUCCAAAACGACCACGUUUUAUCUCUUAAAUUCUUCAAUUGGGUUAAUACUCAUAACCCUAAUUCUCACACCCUUCAAACCCAUUCAUUCAUCCUCCACAUUCUCACCAAAAAUCGAAACUUUAGAACAUCACAAUCAAUAUUCAGUAAAAUCAUCACUGAUUCAAAUCUCUUUGAAGCAUUGCUUCAUUCCUACCGUUUAUGCAAUUCUUCACCCCUUGUUUUUGAUACCCUUUUCAAGACUUUUGCUCAUAAAAACAAGCUAAGAAAUGCAACUGAUACUUUUGUUAAAAUGAAGGAAUAUGGUUUUUUUCCAUCUGUUGAGUCUUGCAAUGCUUUUCUUAGUUCAAUGCUUUACCUUAAAAGACCUGAAUUGGUUUUAUCAUUCUAUAAGCAAAUGGUUUGUGAUUGUAUUUCACCUAAUGUUUACACUCUCAACAUGGUUAUUUCUGCUUAUUGUAAGUUAGGUGAAUUGAAUAAAGCUUAUGAGGUUUUGGAGAAGAUGAAGGAUAUGGGUUUGUGUCCUAAUGUUGUUACUUUUAAUGCUUUGAUUUCUGGGUAUUGUGAAAAGGGUUUGCUUGGUUUGGCUUUAAAGGUUAAAACUUCGACGAUGGGGAAUAAUGGGGUGUGUCCAAAUGUUGUUACUUUUAACACUCUUAUUAAUGGGUUUUGUAAAGAGGGGAAAAUGCAUGAAGCUAAUAGGGUUUUUAGUGAGAUGAAGUUGGCUAAUGUGGCUCCUAAUGUUGUUACUUAUAAUACUUUGAUUAAUGGGUUUGGUCAAGUUGGUAAUAGUGAAAUGGGGAUUAGGAUUUUUGAGGAGAUGGAGAGGAAUAAAGUGAAGGCUGAUAUUUUGACUUAUAAUGGAUUGAUUUUGGGAUUUUGUAAAGAAGGGAAGACUAAGAAAGCUGCUUAUUUGGUUAAGGAGCUUGAUAAGCAAAAUUUGGUACCAAAUGCAUCAACUUUUUCAGCUCUUAUUUUAGGUCAGUGUGUGAGAAACAAUUCGGAACGUGCUUUUCUUGUUUAUAGAACCAUGGUGAGGAGUGGUUAUAGUCCAGAUGAGAAUACUUUUAGGGUGUUGGUAUCUGCUUUCUGUAAGAAUGAAGACUUUGAUGGAGCUGUGGAAGUCUUGAGGGACAUGUUGGACAGAUUCAUGGCUCUUGAUUCUUGUAUUUUGUCUGAGGUUUGUAGUGGACUUUGUAGGUGUGGGAGAAAACAGUUGGCAUUGAUGCUGUGUAGUGAAAUUGAAGCCAAGCGUUUAUUGCCACAAGGUUUUGACAAAGAAAAAAUAGUCAUCAAUAGUAUAGAUAAUGAGACAAGUAAUUGAAUUUGUUAGUUAGGUUGAUUUUUGCCUAUGUGUUGUAGGAUUUUUGAAGCUGUCAAUUACAUGCUUCAUUGUAAAGAAUGUUUCAUUAAAUAAAUCAACCACAAAAGAUAUAUAUACUUUGAGAUUGA
Molecule: messenger RNA, 1744 nt
Organism: Cicer arietinum (chickpea)
Lineage: Eukaryota; Viridiplantae; Streptophyta; Magnoliopsida; Fabales; Fabaceae
Biological process (GO): chloroplast-nucleus signaling pathway; mitochondria-nucleus signaling pathway
Cellular component (GO): chloroplast
Molecular function (GO): protein binding
Source: RefSeq, a predicted model, not a curated record